AUGCAUUUCACACAGCUCCUUGCCCUUGCUCUGUCGCUCGCUACCUCCGAGGCCGCGUACCAAGGCUUCAACUAUGGCAGCACCAAGUCGGAUGGCAGCUCCAAGACUCAAUCUGACUUCCAGUCUGAAUUCUCGACAGCCAAGAACCUGGUGGGCACUUCCGGCUUCACCAGUGCCCGCCUGUACACCAUGAUUCAAGGAGGCACCGCCAACACCCCCAUUACUGCCAUCCCUGCCGCCAUCGCCGAGGAUACCUCCCUCCUGCUCGGUCUGUGGGCUUCCGGUGGGAACAUCGCCAACGAAAUCGCCGCCCUCAAGUCCGCCAUUGCCGAGUACGGGGAUGAUUUCGCCAAGCUCGUUGUCGGUAUCUCUGUCGGCAGUGAGGAUCUGUACCGGAACUCGGUCGACGGGGUCAAGGCCAACGCUGGCCUCGGCGUCAACCCUGAUGAGAUCGUGUCGUACAUCAACGAGGUCCGUUCCGCCAUUGCCGGCACCAGCCUGAGCGGUGCCCCCAUCGGCCAUGUUGACACCUGGACCGCCUGGGUCAACGGCUCCAACUCGGCUGUCAUUGAUGCCUGCGACUGGCUGGGUUUCGAUGGCUACCCAUACUUCCAGAACACCAUGGCCAACUCCAUCUCCGAUGCCAAGGCUCUUUUCCAGGACGCCGUGGCCAAGACCGAGGCGGUCGCCAACGGCAAGGAGGUCUGGAUCACUGAGACUGGCUGGCCCGUCAGCGGUAAAACGGAGAACCUCGGGGUUGCUAAUCUCGCCAACGCCAAGACUUACUGGGACGAGGUUGGAUGCCCUCUGUUCGGCAAGACCAACACCUGGUGGUACAUCCUCCAGGAUGCCAGCCCCGUUACCCCCAACCCCAGCUUUGGUAUCGUCGGCAGCACUCUGAGCACCACUCCCCUCUUCGAUCUGUCUUGCUCCGCUUCGUCUUCCUCCGCUGUUGCUUCCUCCACUGCUGCCUCCUCGGCCUCCUCCGUUGCCGGUGGCAGUGCCUCUGGCUUCGCUACCGCUGCAGCUUCCUCUGGUGCCGCUGCCGCUGGCAGUGCUGGCUCUGCUAAGCCCACCUUCAGCGUUGGCAGACCCGGUGGCUCCUACAACGGCUCCUACUCCGGCUCUUGGAACUCUUCCUCUUCGGCGCGUCCCUCGAGCAGCGCCGGCUCUGGCUCCUCUUCUGGUUCCUCUUCCUCUGGCUCUUCCGGCGCCUCCGGCCAGUCUGGUUCCUCCACCGGCAGCUCCUCCUCCCCUUCGUCUUCCAACCUUCUGAGCAACUCUGCCAGCGGUCUCUCGGGCUCCAUCUUCGGCGCUGUCGUUGCCGUCUGCCUCGCUCUGGCUGCCCUGUAG
Aspergillus thermomutatus is the source of this 1353-nucleotide messenger RNA. RefSeq names its product GPI-anchored beta-1,3-endoglucanase EglC (gene bgt2). The transcript is spliced from 2 exons. NCBI's taxonomy places the organism in Eukaryota, Fungi, Ascomycota, Eurotiomycetes, Eurotiales, Aspergillaceae. Gene Ontology annotation, biological process: carbohydrate metabolic process; cell wall organization. Gene Ontology annotation, cellular component: fungal-type cell wall; cell surface; extracellular region. The coding region runs from base 1 to 1353 and encodes 450 amino acids. The record is from RefSeq and is a predicted model, not a curated record. Gene Ontology annotation, molecular function: glucan endo-1,3-beta-D-glucosidase activity; 1,3-beta-glucanosyltransferase activity.